GUCUCUGCACCUUUCAGAACAUAGACAGGCUUUUCAUCGAUUGCAUUCGGACUUCAAUCACAAAUCCAGUUCCAGAAAAAAACAUUCACUGGAAAGAUGGUCUACAUACUACCACCCGCAGCAAAACCUGACACACUAAAAGCAUUCAUCACUGCAAAUCUCGACAGCGAGUCACUCCAACACUUCAAACAGACAUUCGCAAAAGCAGCAUAUCUAUCUUUUGCACCUUUGCUUCAUCUGAAGAUUAUUCAAGCACCUGCCUCCAUAUCUCAGCGCCACACACACAGCUUCAUCCGCUCCUUGGAAGAUGUAGCAGGAAAUACAGACCCAUUUAUCAUAAUCGACAAAAACUUUGCCAACAAGGGAGCAGUGUGGUAUAUUGACCAAUUUGCUGAUGAAUCCGACGUCGAGUGCGGCUUCGCUGUAUCGGAAAAAGUAGUCAUGAAAGCUCUUGUGCUCGUCGAGUAUCUGGCCAUGGGACAUGUGUGUUGGAGAGAAGGUAACCCGCCGAUGGGUGAGGAUUUGGAAGCUUUGGAGCAAGAAGGUCUUCUACCAUUACGCGAAGAGUCGGUGCAGGAAGAGCCACUCGGACAAGAUGCUGAUGGAGAUUUGCUGGAGGCGUUUCGAGAGCUGCAGGUUAUUGCUGAGUCUGAAGAGUUUGAGACGACGACGGAGAAGAAGGUGCUCGAGAACAUGGGGCUUGAGGAUGGUGAAGAGACGAUCAGGUUGAGGGCUGAUGUCGCGAAGAGGGAAAAUCUCACAAGUGUGUGGACACACGGCGAGAGCGUGGAGGAAUAUGAGAUGGAAGACGGAGGUACGAAGAAUUUCCCAAAAGGCAGUGUCUGUUUGCAAGUCAGAUACGACCCUCAGGUCCCCAGACUCCAGUAUGAAUGGCCAGAAGGCUCUCUAUAACCUACAUCGAGGUAGAGAACAACUCCACAAGCAGUAAAACCCCCCCCCCCCC
Molecule: messenger RNA, 964 nt
Organism: Aureobasidium subglaciale EXF-2481
Lineage: Eukaryota; Fungi; Ascomycota; Dothideomycetes; Dothideales; Saccotheciaceae
Exons: 1
Coding region: 97-912 (271 amino acids)
Source: RefSeq, a predicted model, not a curated record